Uranotaenia lowii is the source of this 1163-nucleotide messenger RNA. It is a transcript of the gene Brms1, whose product is annotated as breast cancer metastasis-suppressor 1-like protein. NCBI's taxonomy places the organism in Eukaryota, Metazoa, Arthropoda, Insecta, Diptera, Culicidae. The transcript has 3 exons. Gene Ontology annotation, biological process: negative regulation of transcription by RNA polymerase II. The record is from RefSeq and is a predicted model, not a curated record. Gene Ontology annotation, molecular function: histone deacetylase binding. Bases 184 to 894 code for a protein of 236 amino acids. Gene Ontology annotation, cellular component: Sin3-type complex.
GGGGAGGAGAAAUGUGUCAAAAAAUGCACUAAUACGUCAGAAGGUGCUGCUGCUAUGAGAAAUUCUUCUAGCGAAACUUAGCAUCUUUUCGUGCGAUUUAUUUGUCGAAAAAAUUUCAAUUUAUCUGUGUAAAUCAGUGAUAAUUAGUGUAUCUAACUCAUUACAUAAAAAUACCAAUCGAAAAUGCCUCCAGUUAAGAACGAAGGAGAAAGUGACGCGGACGGCGACAUGUCCGGAGCAGAAUCGGAUCAUUCCGCUUCAAGCCGUGCUCCGGAUCAUGAUUCCAGUGCGGAGGAAGCGGAUGAACCUGAUUCCGACGAUUCAUCCGAGAUGAGCGAAGGAGAGUGCGAACGAAGGCGCGCUGAUUGUUUGGAUAAUCUUACUAAUCUGGAGAAGCAAUUCGCAAUUCUGAAGGAGCAGUUGUACAAAGAAAAAUUGAAACAGGUUGAACAGCAGCUGCAUGAAAUUCGUGAUGGCCGAUCACAGGAAUAUGUGGAACCGCUGAAGCGGCUGGCCAAUAAUAUGAACGCUCGGAAAGAAGUGGCCGAGAUACUCAAAAACUUCCGAAUGGACAACAUUCGGCACAAAUUUGAGUCGGAACUGCAGGCAGCUCGACAACACUUUGAGAGUGAAAAACAACUAGCCAUGGACACCAUCUACGAGGAACUGAUGGAAAAAAUACGAAGACUCGAAGAGGAUCGCCAUAACGUAGACAUCUCAUGGGCCGACUGGGGCGCUAGCCAUAGGGCAUCGAAGGUUCGUGGUCCAGGUCGCCGGAAGGCCGUCACCGUGUCUGGUCCUUACAUAGUGUACAUGCUGAGAGAUGAAGACAUCCUCGAAGACUGGACCUCGAUACGAAAGGCGCUGAAAAGAUCGACGGCGGCCGCUACCUGAUAUUUGCUGUAGAGAUUUAUAAAAUUUACCUGUACCGCCUAAGUAAUUUUAUUGUGCUAGCAAAAAGCCCGUAUAAAUGAAUGUUCAAUCGAAUUAGGAUGUAAGGUAUGCUAAGGUUUAUAAAGAUGAAAAAUAAUAUCGAUAGUACUUCCUGAGUUCGAAAACAAAAAAGCGAAUAUCCAGCGAAUGAUUUUUUCCUGUUUUGUACUGUACUUGACGAGUUUGUAUUGCUUUUUAAUGUGGCAAUUAAUAAAUAUAUCUACAUAGUG